Messenger RNA from Trifolium pratense (red clover), 4626 nucleotides. RefSeq names its product DExH-box ATP-dependent RNA helicase DExH18, mitochondrial-like. Bases 1905 to 4322 code for a protein of 805 amino acids. The record is from RefSeq and is a predicted model, not a curated record. Gene Ontology annotation, biological process: mitochondrial RNA 3'-end processing; RNA catabolic process. Lineage: Eukaryota; Viridiplantae; Streptophyta; Magnoliopsida; Fabales; Fabaceae. The transcript is spliced from 2 exons. Gene Ontology annotation, cellular component: mitochondrial degradosome. Gene Ontology annotation, molecular function: hydrolase activity, acting on acid anhydrides; ATP binding; RNA helicase activity.
UUCAAGAGAGAAUUUUUGGUGAAGUACUUUCCUGCAUAUGUGAGGAACCGAAAAGCUAUCGAAUUCAUGGAACUUAAGGAAGGGAAUUUAUCAGUUGCCGAGUAUUCUGUAAAAUUUGAAGAGCUCAGCAGGUUUUGUCCUCGUUACAACACCAUAGAGGCGGAAUAUGACAAGUGUGUCAAGUUUGAGAGUGGUCUGAGGCCGGAUAUCAAACAACUGAUUGGUUUUUCUGAGAUUAGGGAUUUUGCGACCCUUGUGAACAAAAGUAAGAUAUGUGAUGAAGAUGGAAAAGCUAAGUCAGCUCAUUAUAAGAUGAUGAAGGAUAAAAGAGGAAAAUGACAAGACCGUGGCAAACCAUAUGAUAAUAAAGGGAAAAAGAAGGCCGAGGGAAAUGGUGGUAAGAAAGAAGUGAAAUGCUUUAUGUGUGGAAUAGUGGGACAUAAGAUUGGUGAGUGUAAGGCUGAAGGUUUUAAGUGCUACAGGUGUGGAAGGUUUGGACACAAAUCCGAGGAGUGUAAGAAUCUGAUUGUUUGCUUUAAUUGCAGUGAGGAAGGCCACAUUAGCACCGUUUGCAAGAAGCCAAAGAAGGUGAGUGGUAAAGUAUUUGCUUUGAGUGGUGAUGAUGCGGGAGAGAAUGACAACUUGAUCAGAGGUACAUGUUUCAUUCUCAAUACUCCUUUGAAUGCUAUUAUAGAUACUAGAGCUACACAUUCCUUUAUAUCUCUUAAUUGUGUGAAACGUCUUAAUCUUGCUACUACUAUUAUGUCUGGAUGCAUGGCCAUAGAGACACCUGCUAGUGAUUCUGUGAUUACUAAGUUAGUUUGUGUUAAUUGCCCUGUGACUGCUUUUGGUAAAGAUUUUGGAAUGGAUCUUGUUUGUAUUCCCUUAAGUAAUAUAGAUGUUAUUUUUGGUAUGAACUGGUUGAUGCAUAAUCAUGUUCACAUUAAUUGUUGUGCGAAAACGAUAACAUUUCUGAGACUGGAGGAGAAUAUGAGUUCGAAUCUUAUGAAGAGUGAAGAAGUAGUAAGAUUUUUGAAGGAGCAUGCAAAGUUGUUUGUUAUGUUUGCUUCGUUGAAGUUAGAAGGAAAAUAUGAAGUUAACGAAUUGCCUGUUGUCUGUGAGUUUGCGGAUGUAUUUUCUGAUGAUGUUUCAAAUUUACCACCUGAAAGAGAAGUGGAGUUCACUAUCAACUUAGCACUAGGUACUAGUCCAAUAUCUAUGGCACCUUAUCGGAUGUCAGCUUAAGAGCUUGAAGAGUUGAAGAAAUAGCUUGAAGAUUUGUUGGAAAAGAAGUUUAUUAGACCAAGUGUUUCACCAUGGGGAGCACCAGUGUUGUUAGUCAAGAAGAAGGAUGAAAGUAUGAGGUUGUGUAUUGAUUACCGCAAGUUGAACAAAGUGACAAUUAAGAAUAAGUAUCAACUUCCGAGGAUAGAUGAUUUGAUGGGUCACAGUUUUCCGGUAUUUGAGGGAUGCGUGACACACAGUUUUAAUUGUCGCAGUUUUCUGACCCCCUCCCGAUCGCAAUUGUGAUGGAUCGAACUGUGAUCCUCCAUAUCAAGCUCCAAUUUUCCGAUAUUUUUAACAGAUGAGUGACACGUGUACAUUAAAGAAAUUAACGGGUCACAUAAAAAAAAGAAGCAAAAUUAGAUUAAACAAUUAAAAUUCCUGUUCUUUUCACGAUUCCUCGUUCUUCUUCUCUCUUUCAAUUUUCCUUCCAUGUCGUCGCCGCCGCCGUAUCUCACCCAGUCGCCGCCUCCGCCUCCGCCGCCGCUGUAUCUCCAACUUAUUUGACUGAAAUUGAAAGAUUUUUUGAAUGUAAUUUUAGGAUAUCAUUUUUAGUGAUGGUAAGUUUCGAGUAAAGAAAGAACUUGAAAAAACGCUUUUCCCCUCUUCUUCAAAUUUCAAUGGCUAGAGGCCCAAUUUCAUUACUUUUCUACUUAUGCACACGAAAAACAAGAUAUUUUUCAAUAUUCAAACCUCUUCUUAUCAAUCACUCAUUGAUUUCUUUUUCAAAUUCUCAAUUUUCGACCCUUUUGAUGAACCCUCGUUUUGUUCCUCAUUUAUCUCAAAGUUUGAAUCUUUAUGGUGGUAGAAAUCUUUCCAUGAGACCGUUUUCAACAGAUGGCGAGGAGGGUGGUGAAGAAACUGGUUUGGAUUCGGUACUCGAAAAGGUUGUUUGUGAAAAUGCUGAUUUUGAACUUGGUAAUGAGGUUAGUGAUGAUGUUUAUGCUUUAUCUAAAAAUAGGCUUGUUUUAGAUAAUGGCAAUGAUGAAUGCAAUUCAGAGAUUGUUGAUUCUGUAGAAUGUAAUAAUAGUAGUAGUAGUAGUAGUAGUGAUAAUGGUAGGGAUAAUGGAGAAUUAGAGAAGAAGAGUGAGGUUGAUUUUAAGCACGUGGUGUCGCGUGAUCCUAUUGAAUUGUAUGGUGAGCUUAAGAGUGUGGAAAGGGGUGCAAGGUUGACUAGAGCUGAGGUGGAAGUGUUGCAAGAUGUGUUCCAUUAUUUUGCUAAAUCAGGUUGGGCAUCUGAUCAGGCACUUGCUAUUUACAUUGGUUUGUCGUUUUAUCCAACUGCUGCACACAAGUUUCAGAACUUUUUCAGGCAAAAAUGUCCUGAAGAUGUUGCUAGGUACUUGAUUUCGCUUGGACCGUGUGAUGAAGCUGUGAGGUUUUUGUUUCCUGUAUUUGUCGAGUUUUGUUUGGAGAAUUUUAUUGAUGAGAUCAAGAAGUUUAGGGAAAUGGUUAAGUCGGCAGACCUCAGGAAACCUCACACUUGGUUUCCUUUUGCGAGGGCCAUGAAACGCAAGAUAAUUUAUCACUGUGGGCCUACCAAUAGUGGUAAAACUUAUAAUGCUUUGCAGAGAUUUAUGGAGGCGGAGAAGGGUAUUUAUUGCAGUCCACUUAGAUUGUUGGCUAUGGAAGUUUUUGAUAAGGUUAAUGCCAAGGGUGUUUAUUGUAGUUUGUUAACUGGUCAAGAGAAGAAUUAUAUCCCGUUUUCAAAUCAUGUUGCGUGUACUGUGGAAAUGGCUUCGACUCAGGAAUUGUAUGAUGUGGCUAUUAUUGAUGAGAUUCAGAUGAUGGCAGAUCCAUAUAGAGGGUAUGCUUGGACUAGAGCGCUCCUUGGGUUGAAAGCCGAUGAGAUACAUGUAUGCGGUGAUCCCAGUGUUUUGGAUAUUGUUCGAAAGGUUUGUCAAGACACAGGAGAUGAGUUGCAUGAGAAGCAUUAUGAGAGGUUCAAACCGUUGGUGGUUGAAGCAAAAACCCUGCUUGGAAAUCUUGAAAAUAUUAAGUCUGGGGAUUGUGUUGUUGCAUUCUCAAGGAGAGAGAUAUUUGAGGUUAAAUUAGCCAUCGAGAAACACACUAAUCAUAAAUGUUGUGUGAUAUACGGAGCUUUGCCACCGGAGACUCGUAGGCAACAAGCUAAUUUGUUUAAUGAUCCAAAUAACGAAUAUGACGUUCUAGUUGCUAGUGAUGCAGUGGGGAUGGGCCUGAACCUUAACAUUCGAAGGGUAAUUUUUAAUAGCCUUUCGAAGUACAAUGGUGAUAAAAUUCUUCCUGUUCCAGCGUCACAGGUUAAGCAAAUUGCAGGGAGGGCUGGUCGAAGAGGAUGCCUUUACCCUGAUGGACUCGCCACUACCUUGCAUUUGGAUGAUUUGGAUUACUUGAUCGAGUGUUUGAAACAACCCUUUGAUCAUGUGACGAGGGUUGGCCUUUUUCCUUAUUAUGAGCAGGUCGAAUUGUUUGCCGGACAACUUCCUAAUAUGACAUUCAGCCAACUUUUAGAAAAAUUCGGUGAAAAUUGCCGUUUGGACGGAUCGUACUUCUUGUGUCGACAUGAUCACAUAAAGAAAAUCUCUAAUAUGUUAGAGAGGAUUCGAGGGUUAUCUUUAGAAGACCGAUUUAACUUCUGUUUUGCCCCUAUUAAUGUUAGGGACCCAAAAGCUAUGUACCACUUGCUCAAAUUUGCUACAGCGUUUGGUCAGAAGGUUCCUGUAAACAUAGCUAUGGGCAUUCCAAAAUAUUCGGCACGGAAUGAUACAGAACUUCUAGACCUUGAGAGUAAGCAUCAAAUAUUAUCUUCAUAUUUAUGGUUAUCAAACCACUUUGAUGAGGAAAAAUUUCCAUAUGCCAAGAAAGCUGAGGCCAUGGCUUCAGACAUUGCUAUCUUACUUGGUGAAUCACUCAGCAAAGCAAAUUGGAAACCUGAGUCAAGGAACAUAAGGAAACCAAAAGCUGCAAAAAGUGAAGAGCCUCAAACAGAACCAAGAAGUGAUAUUUUAGAAACUGAAAAGAAGAAUCGGUUAUUCAAGACCACAGUCUCUUAUUAAAUUAUAUGAUGACAAGUACCUUUCGACGUAUAGCUUCUUUAUUUUGGUUGGAUCCUCCGGUGUUGCCUCGAGGAGCCGUUCCUAUUCUAUCUCAAGUAUGAAGUUGUUUAUUAGCAGCCAAGAAUGUGGAUCAUAUAGGAAGGAAUGCAUGGAAUGUUUUGAGUUUGAGUUUGUGAUGUUUACUCUUCGAUCUGAUUAUAUUUGUCCAAAAAGGUGCAGACUCUUGUUAACAUUUGCAGUGGUAUUAUUAUAUUGCCAUAACAUCAUUAAUUUAACUGAAUAUUACUUUUAUUUUUACAUAUAA